This is a messenger RNA of Nicotiana attenuata, 507 nucleotides long. RefSeq lists its product as uncharacterized. The coding region runs from base 1 to 507 and encodes 168 amino acids. The transcript has 2 exons. The record is from RefSeq and is a predicted model, not a curated record. Gene Ontology annotation, biological process: DNA integration. Gene Ontology annotation, molecular function: nucleic acid binding. NCBI's taxonomy places the organism in Eukaryota, Viridiplantae, Streptophyta, Magnoliopsida, Solanales, Solanaceae.
AUGCGACAAAUGCCAGAAAUUUGCUCCUAUGAUUCACCAGCCCGGCGAGCAACUACAUUCGGUCUUAUCGCCAUGGCCAUUCAUGAAAUGGGGAAUGGAUAUUGUCGCCCCCCUGCCAAUGGCACCAGGCAGUUCAUCGGGAGCAAGGUAACACAGUUCCUUGAAGACCACAAAAUCCAGAGAAUCCUGCCAACGCCUUACCACCCAUGUGCAAACGGCCAGGCUGAAUCCAAGAAUAAAACCAUCAUUCAGAACUUAAAAAAGAAGCCGGAGAGCGCCAAGGGAAAGAGGAGAGAAACGCUGCCCAAAGUACUGUGGGCAUACCGAAUAACUUCAAAGUCAAGCACAGGGAAAACACCUUUCUCAUUAGUAUACGGUGCCGAGGCUUUAAUACCAGUGGAGAUCGGGGAGCCGAGCACUAGAUUCCAACACACCACCGAGAGCUCGAACAACGAGGCCAUGACACGGCCCUUGAACUACUGGAUGAGAAACGAGAAGCCUCGCUGA